CAAAAAGAAAAAAGUGUAAAAAGUUUUAUCGGCUUCUGUUAAAUAAUUAAUUUAAGAUUUUUUUGUGUGUUCUUUAAGUUCCUCAAUGUUUAAGAUUAUUCAAAGAAAUUAUGAAAUUACGAAAGUAAAUCGUGUGUUAAGCACGGACAAGAAACAAAAAGACAAGCAAUAUUAAUGGAAAUUUUUAAUUUUAUAUGUCGGAUUCUCUAGCAUUUAAAGGCAGAGAAGUUUAAGUUUUAAAAAAAAGAAAUUCAUUAAAUUAUAAGCCAAAAGAAUUUAAGUUAUAAAGGAAAUAGAAAUAAUCUCUAUUAAGAUGGCAUCACAGUCACAAAGUAGUAAUCGCGAAUUUGUCGAGAAUUGGAAUCUCGCUCAGACUCUUGGUGAAGGCGCUUAUGGAGAGGUGAAAUUGCUCAUAAACAGGCAGUCAGGAGAAGCUGUUGCAAUGAAAAUGAUUGAUAUGGAAAAACAUCCAGACGCAGAAGCUUCAGUGAAAAAGGAAGUUUGUAUUCAGAAAAUCCUCUCACAUCCAAAUAUCCUCAAGUUUUUUGGAAAGAGAACGCAAGGAUCAAUUGAAUAUAUUUUCCUCGAAUAUGCAGCAGGCGGAGAAUUGUUUGAUCGAAUCGAGCCCGAUAUUGGCAUGCCAUCAACUGAAGCGCAACGAUAUUUCAAUCAGGUAUUAGCUGGUGUUGAAUAUUUACAUACGAGAGGAAUCGCUCAUCGAGACCUUAAACCAGAAAAUAUUCUACUUGACGAUCAUGACAAUAUUAAAAUUUCGGAUUAUGGAAUGGCAACUGUAUUUAGACUCAAAGGCAAAGAGAGGAUGUUGGACAAAAAGUGUGGAACAUUGCCAUAUGUAGCACCAGAAGUUCUCGUGAAACCGUACUUUGCACAGCCCGCAGAUCUUUGGUCUUGUGGAAUUAUCUUGGUCACAAUGCUUGCAGGAGAACUGCCGUGGGAUCAACCAACAUUAAGUUGUAAGGAGUAUCUAUAUUGGAAGGAAAACAAAUAUACAACACUAACGCCAUGGACAAAAUUAGAUACAUUUACGUUAAGUUUUAUACGAAAAAUUCUAGUUCCAAAUCCUGAGAAGCGUUUAACGUUGGAAAAGAUAAAGCAACAUAAAUGGUGUCAGAGUCAAGCUUUAACAACAGGCAUGUCGAGAGAUAUAUGCGAUGGAUUGGCGUCACCAAUAUCCAAGAGAUUAAAAUCGAAUCAAGACUUGUACAAUACGAAUCUCGACGAUUCUCAUGCGCGAAUGUACAGUCACUCUCAACCUCCAUUAAUGAUGUCAUCUGAUGACUGCAAAGCAGAUCUGAUCUCGGUUGAGGCACGAAAUGAUUACUGCUUUAGUCAACCGACAAUGCUUGAUGAUCUACUAAUAUGUACCCAACUUAAUGCAACUCAGGGAUCUAAUGCUAAUUCGAAUCCAUUCCAAAGACUUGUUAAGCGUAUGACGAGAUUCUUUGUUUCGACAAAAUGUGAUGAUACAAUUAGACGACUAACUUCAGUUGUAGAUAAAUUCGGAUGGACUUGGAAGCUUAAUGACGAUAGUUCUGUAACAAUAUCGACAUUAGAUAGACGAAAAUUACAGCUUACAUUUAAAGCUAAUCUCCUCGAAAUGGACGGAAAAAUCCUUCUCGACUUUAGAUUAUCAAAAGGCUGUGGACUUGACUUUAAGCGUAACUUUGUAAAGAUCAAGAACUCUAAAGAAAUUGCUGAUGCCGUUCUCAAUAUUCCAGUGAAUUUUUCACUUGCAACUCAAGUUGCGUAAGAUACCUGACAAAAAAAAAGCAUGAGCUUGUUCAUCACAUAUAACAAUUUGAACAUUCUAGUAUAAUAAUAAGUGUUUUUAAUUAAAGCAUGUUAUAACUAUAAGUGUGUUGAAAAGGAUCAAAAGUUGUUCAAACCAUGACUAUGUUUUUAUAAAAAAAAAGCUUUAUUCAUAUCAAUAAAUUGACUUUUAUACUAUUUAA
Chironomus riparius is the source of this 1973-nucleotide messenger RNA. NCBI's taxonomy places the organism in Eukaryota, Metazoa, Arthropoda, Insecta, Diptera, Chironomidae. The record is from the annotation of a GenBank genome assembly.